AUGGCCUACUCAAUGUACAGAGGGAGGUUGCACCUGCUCACUACCGCACAUCAUAUUCUCGCUAACAGCAGCUUUCAAAACAACUACACCAUGGUGCUUAAUUGUACGCAGAUAGUUGAAGCACUGGAGACCUAUUACCUUCCAACAUUUUAUGGAAUUGAGUUCUCUGUUGGUUUCCUUGGCAACCUGCUGGUUGUACUUGGUUAUAUAGUUUGUUUACAACAGUGGCAGAGCUGCAAUAUUUACCUCUUCAGUCUUGCGGUUUCAGACCUUAUUUUCCUCUCCACAUUGCCACGCCUCUGCUACCUUUAUUCAAAUCACAAAGAAGAGAGCAAUCUCUAUGUUUGCGUUAUCAACCGCUACGUCCUGCAUGUAAAUCUUUACUCCUCCAUACUCUUUAUGGUUUGGCUCAGCAUGGACCGCUUCCUGCUCAUAAAGUAUCCAAUGAGGAACCAUUAUCUGCUCAGGCCACGAACAGCUCUGAUUGUUACAGGGUUGAGCUGGAUAGCUGUCAAUGUUGAAGUUGCCCCAAUGAUAACACUGAUGGUGCAGGACCUAAAAGAAAAUAAUUGGACCAAGUGCCGAGAUUUUGGCAGUCUGAAGGGAGAUAUCAGUGUGCUUGGCUACAGCUUGGGGCUGACAGUGACAGGUUAUAUUCUCCCUCUGUUUGGACUUUGUGUUUUUUCCUACCAAGUAGCACAUCUACUGCGUGUCCAGGAAAGGGCUCUGCAGCGCAGCGUGGCAUCAUCAUACAAGCGGCCUCUAAAGGUGGUUGCAUCAGCGGCAGCGCUAUUUCUGGUUCUCUACACUCCCUACCACGUGCUUAGAAAUGUGUCAAUAGCAACUAUGCAAGACUGGGCAGGACUGGAGAUUUGCACACGGAUGCACAUAAAGACUAUCUAUAUCUUGAGCCGACCUAUAGCCUUUUUUCACAGCGUAAUCAACCCCAUCUUCUACUUCCUCAUGGGUGACAAGUUCAGAGACCUCCUAGAAUCUAAGAUUAGAAAUAUAGUCAGCAAAACAGUGGUGCAAAGAAACCCUUCAUGA
Molecule: messenger RNA, 1047 nt
Organism: Neolamprologus brichardi
Lineage: Eukaryota; Metazoa; Chordata; Actinopteri; Cichliformes; Cichlidae
Source: RefSeq, a predicted model, not a curated record